AUGGUGGGUGCCGAGGAUGAGCCGGCGGACCGUGGCAAGAGCACUGCCAUGUUUGAGUGCAACAUCUGCUUUGAGAUGGCCGACGAGCCGGUGGUCACUUCUUGCGGCCAUCUCUUCUGCUGGCCUUGUUUGUACCAGUGGCUGCAUAUUCAUUCCACCCACAAGGAAUGCCCUGUCUGCAAAGGUGAGGUCACUGAAGGAAACAUCACUCCUAUCUAUGGGAGAGGGAAUUCAACUUCCGAUGUGGAGAAGAAAGUCGCAGACGAUGGCAACGUGUCCAGUCCUAACAUUCCCGCCAGGCCACAUGGGAACCGGCUUGAGAGUUUUCGACAACAGUUCCAUCAUUUGCGCCCAAUUUCUCGUAGGCUUGGCGAGGCACAUGGGAUAUUAUCUUCUUGGAGACGCAUUCUUGAUCAGCAGAUUAUGACUAGCGCGAGUAGGUUUGAAGGGCCUCCAGAAUCAUCUGUCCAGGAGAUGAUAGAUCAUGCUCAUCAGACUGGCCGUUUAAGCCGAAUUACUACUAGGAUGAGAGCAAGGAGGUUGCAAAGGGAAGCAGAAAAUCCUGCAUUUGUUUCUUCAUCUAUUCCAGACGGCGGGAUGCCAGGAAGCAGCACGCCGGAUCCUCCUAGGCGUAGUUCAAGUCCACUUUCCUCGGAAGGAAUUGAUUUAUUGCAACGCCUUACCCUUGUUGGCCUUGCAAAUACGGAAAGGUUGGCAACUGCAGUGAGCGAUCUUAGAAGAAUAUCCAGGCCAAGCCUCCGAGCAUCAACUUCGUCAAAUUUACCAAAUCAUGAGCCGCCAGUUGAUGGAAUUCAUGCUGCUGCAGCACCGUCUGCAGAUCAAACUUCUAAUUCAAGCACAAUGGCUGUGAUUCAGGAGGAUGCUGCUUUUACUGAAAGCGUAGGAGAACCUAGCAAUGCAGGGUCCUCAAGAACCCUGAGGAGGAGGGGAAGAAGCGACGCCUUAGCUGCCCUGCUGUUGUUCUUGCUACUGGGCAAAGAGGAUCGUAUAUUGGGGGAUGUGGGCUGGUGCCCUCAUGAUGGAGUUGGGCAUUCUGUCCCGUUCAGCAGUCACAGUUAUCAUAUCCACAGGCAGAUCGUCCCCGGCCCUGCCGCCCCGUCGCAGGCUUUUCUGCUGCGCCCGCUUGGAAUCCGGAUCUUGCCUCGCCAGUGGAUCGCCGUGGACGGCACCGGCGAGGGCACGCGGGCGGGCACAGGCAGCGUCAACAUACUCACUGCUGAGGCUGCAGUGCCGUCUGAUUUGCCCACGUUGAAUAGCAGCGUCGUCAGAGGCAAUGCGGCCUGCGGCGUGCCCUGUGUUGUGCAUCCUUGGUUCCUCCGUUGA
Triticum turgidum subsp. durum (durum wheat) is the source of this 1344-nucleotide messenger RNA. The record is from the annotation of a GenBank genome assembly. Lineage: Eukaryota; Viridiplantae; Streptophyta; Magnoliopsida; Poales; Poaceae.